Messenger RNA from Aspergillus heteromorphus CBS 117.55, 1006 nucleotides. RefSeq names its product glycoside hydrolase family 43 protein. The transcript has 2 exons. Bases 27 to 743 code for a protein of 238 amino acids. Gene Ontology annotation, molecular function: hydrolase activity, hydrolyzing O-glycosyl compounds. The record is from RefSeq and is a predicted model, not a curated record. Gene Ontology annotation, biological process: carbohydrate metabolic process. NCBI's taxonomy places the organism in Eukaryota, Fungi, Ascomycota, Eurotiomycetes, Eurotiales, Aspergillaceae.
UAUUGCCUGACUUGGGUAGUUGGGAGAUGAAUGUAAAUCACUAUGCCCCAGACGUGAUCCAACGCGAAGACGGCAGAUUCGUCCUUUACUACGCAGGGGAGCUCAAAAGCUGGAUUCGCCAUCACUGCAUAGGCGCAGCUGUCUCGAAUGGAACCAGUCCACUGGGACCUUACAUCCCUCGCAACGAAAGUCUCGCCUGUCCUCGUGAUCAAGGCGGCGCCAUCGACCCGUCCCCGUUCCGAGAUAUUGACGGGAAGUUCUACGUCGUCUACAAGGUUGACGGCAACAGCAUCGGCCACGGCGGCAACUGCAACAACGGCAAGAAGCCCAUCGUCCCAACACCAAUCAUGCUGCAGGAACUCGAAAACGACGGGGUCACACCCACGGGCGAUCCGGUUCAAAUCCUGACCAACGAAAAGGUCGAUGGGCCGUUGGUCGAAGCCCCAAAUAUUAUUCGCUCUGACGAGGGCGUGUAUUAUCUCUUCUUUUCGUCACAUUGCUUCACAUCAUCAAAGUAUAACGUGAAGUAUGCUUAUUCGACCUCGCUGCGUGGCCCGUAUACUCGAGCCGAGCGGGCGUUGUUCCAAUCCGGUGACUUCGGGCUCAAGUCUCCUGGGGGUGCGACUGUUUCUCCAAAUGGUACGCAGAUGGUCUUUCAUGCUAACUGCGGCAAGUAUCGAUGCAUGUAUGCGGCGGCCAUUAACAUAAGCGUCAAUUCUACUAUUACGCCGGCUGCUCUAUGAAGUUGAGUUUGGAGAGAAGUCUCGAUUGUUUGGGAUGGUAUGAACUUCGGCUCCAGACCCAAGGAUUGUUUCUUCGAAGUAGCAUACAGUGUGAAUUCCACAGUGAACGGAUUGGACAAAAUCGGCCAAACCCAGCGGGGAAAGCAUUUGGAAAGAGUGUCAGGAUCCUUGGCGGCAGUGCCUCGGCAGAUACCAGAAGCAAUGAAGUGGGGCAGUAAAGCGUGCGAAUAGCCCCCCAUCCGGAAGCAUUCAACAACGCACAG